Molecule: messenger RNA, 1082 nt
Organism: Vidua chalybeata
Lineage: Eukaryota; Metazoa; Chordata; Aves; Passeriformes; Viduidae
Product: potassium channel subfamily K member 16-like
Exons: 7
Coding region: 1-885 (294 amino acids)
Biological process (GO): stabilization of membrane potential; potassium ion transmembrane transport
Cellular component (GO): membrane
Molecular function (GO): potassium ion leak channel activity
Source: RefSeq, a predicted model, not a curated record
AUGCCCUUCCUCACCGUGCACAGCCGGCAGAUCAGCUGGACUCCACUGCUGGUACUGGGGUACCUCUUUUACCUCCUCCUGGGUGCUAUGGUGUUCCAGCUGCUGGAGAAGCAGGCAGAAACACAUUUUCGGGACCAGUUCCAGCUGGAAAAGCUCAAGUUCCUGCAGAAUUACACGUGCUUGGACAGACAAGCCCUGGAACAGUUUGUACAGGUCCUCAUGGAAGCAUGGGAAAAAGGGGUCAACCCAGAAGGAAACUCUACAAAUCCCAGUAACUGGGACUUCAGCAACUCCUUCUUUUUUGCAGGAACUGUUGUUACCACUAUAGGUUAUGGUAACCUGUCCCCCAGCACAGUGGCAGGGCAGAUCUUCUGUGUGUUUUAUGCCUUAUUUGGAGUGCCCCUCAACCUGGCCUUCCUUAAUCAGCUGGGGAAAGCUCUCAAUGCUCAUCUGCUUACCCUGGAAAGAUGGGUGCAAAAGCCAGGACGUGCCCAGGUAGUUCAAACACUGGCAGUGGCCAUCUUCCUGACCACUGGGACCUUGCUCUUCCUGGUGUUCCCACCAUUAGUCUUCAGUUAUGUGGAAGGCUGGAGCUAUGGAGAAGGCUUUUACUUCACCUUCAUCACCCUGAGCACCAUUGGAUUUGGGGACUAUGUAGUAGGGACGAACCCCAACAAGCACUAUAUCCCCGUGUACAGGAGCCUAACUGCAAUAUGGAUUGUUUUUGGCUUGGCCUGGCUGGCUCUGGUCUUCAACGUGGGAGCUGACUUGAUGGAAAGAUACCUUCAGCUAAAGUGGCACAAGUCUGACUUAAGCUUGGCAGAAGGAGACACCACCAAAUUGGAAGAUGAACCUGAGCAGCCUAGAAUCCAUAUCCCUAGCUGAGUAAGUGGGAUUCAGUUCUUAUGGUCACUCAUUUUCAAAAAAAUCCAGAGUGACUGCCUCCCAGCUUCAAUAAGAAGUCAUUUCACCAAGAAUCUCAAGUGGAAAAAGUCAGGGUAUCAUCCAAGCAUACAAGAGUGGCAUAACGCUCCAGGGAAACACCACUAGCCUGGGCAGGUGGGACUACAGUGGGUCUUUCU